This is a messenger RNA of Phytophthora sojae, 333 nucleotides long. RefSeq lists its product as hypothetical. The record is from RefSeq and is a predicted model, not a curated record. The transcript is spliced from 2 exons. The annotation marks the transcript as partial. NCBI's taxonomy places the organism in Eukaryota, Oomycota, Peronosporomycetes, Peronosporales, Peronosporaceae.
UGGUCGGAUACGGCGCUCUACUACAUCUUAGGCAACAAAUUGAUGGAGGACGCUGCCAAGUGGUGGGUCAGCAUGAAUCGAAGACUGCCGAAGAGGAAGAGAACUUGGUCGAACCUCAAAAAGGCUCUGCUACGCCGCUACGGCGAGCGCAAGGACAAGUCGGCGGCAGAGUGGCGAGUGAACAUGCGCCCACUGAUGCCCGGAGAAACGUAUGCAGACUUUGCGGCUGAGCUGCGCGACGUCAUCGGACCUAACAACAAUACGCGGAAGCUCGUCCAGCAGGAACCGAAGCCGAAGACGCUGGAAGAGGCCGUGGAGAAGGCCACGGAGAUC